CAUAGUGGUGUUACACUAUAAUGCUCUCGACUUUAGUUAUUAAUUUGAUAUUCAGCUAUGGACAACAGACCCAGUCGGGGACGCGGUGGACAUUGGAAAAGAGGAGGAGGUGGAGGUGAUGCCGGCAGCUCGGGAGAACAGAGGGGACGCGGGAGAGGUGGCCAUCAUCGCGGAAGGGGCAAGAGAGACCACAGAGGCAGAGGGCAGUAUCAUGGUCCUCCUGCAGACUUCAGACGGAAUCAAGAUGAAGAUCAUGCUGACGAAAACAAGCCUGCGGAAGAGGAGAGCGACCCAAUCUUCCCUAGGAGAAAGCUUGAGUCCAAUUGGGUCCGUUAUGAGGAAUCAGAGAGGAAAGAAACAAAUGAAGAUGUUCCCACACAGAGAGGAACAGACUAUCAUGUCUUGCUCAGUUCAGCCGGCGACUCUUACACACAGUUCAGGUUCUCUGAUGAGAAGGACUGGGAGAUGGACUCGCUGGCAAUAAACCAGAUUCCAGGUCUGUUUAUAGAUCUGCCGGCUCUGUCGCAGAAGCUCGAAAUGCUUCCAUUGCACACACGACUGAACCUGGAGGCCGAGGUGGUUCAGGCGACUCCUGUUCAACUUCCAUCUAUGAAAAUGCCUCACAGAACAGACACGGCACCAGAAGGUAGACUGAAGACUCCUCAGGUGGGCGGCUUCUCAGGACUGGACAUUAACUGCACCGUAAAGUCUCUUUCAGUUACAACACCGUCUCCCACAGUCUCGACAACAAUCCAGCCUCCAAAAGAUGAUGUCGACAGGGAGCUCGACCUGCUCCUCAGUUUACAGAAUCCUAUUACAGAACUUGCUUCAGUUGAAUCCAAAACUGUGAUGGAUGAGACUCCAAACAACCCGGGGACAGUUUCAGUAAAGGAAGAGAAAAAGGAAGAAACAGUUGACGGGAAGGACACAAAGCCAGAAGCGGAGAAAGAAACUAAUUCCGCAAGACCGGAAUUGACAGAGAAAGAUCUGGAGGACUGGUUGGACAGCAUGAUCUCCUGACUUGUCUUGUUCCAGUGAUGUAAAUUGACGCGUCUAUCAUUGCUGACUGACAUUGUCGUGGAUAAAACAAGCAGAUGUGCUAAUGCUGACAUAACGCUGACGUGUCAUUAAACCAUGUAAAUAAAUGUUUACAUCAUGUUACAUAAUGGAUAAUGACACAAGACUAUAUCAGCCAUCUGGAAUAAUAAACGUUUCUUUUUUGUGUUGGCCUA
Triplophysa dalaica is the source of this 1232-nucleotide messenger RNA. RefSeq names its product apoptosis, caspase activation inhibitor (gene aven). The coding region runs from base 58 to 1020 and encodes 320 amino acids. Lineage: Eukaryota; Metazoa; Chordata; Actinopteri; Cypriniformes; Nemacheilidae. The transcript has 6 exons. The record is from RefSeq and is a predicted model, not a curated record. Gene Ontology annotation, biological process: negative regulation of G2/M transition of mitotic cell cycle.